AGUAAUACAGUUCGACAACCCUCUACAUCAUCACACAGUCGCUACGCGACAUCGAUCUAUACCCUCAGCGCCUCUGUUUCUCUUUUACCAGAGGGGCUGCGUCGUGUGAGUGGUGAGUUGAGUGUCCCCGUGGUUGACAGGGGAAGUAAAAGGAAAUAGUGGGGGUAGCGCGGCGGCUCACAAUUCUUUUUCCUUUUCCGCGUCUAUAAACCGGUAGUACCACGCUGAAAAAGAUCAUCGUUGUGGCGGCGGAGUUGCCUGUCUUGCGUCACUGCGAAUACUGAGCAUCUUCUGAAGAAGCAGAGAGAAGUGUCACGUCGUGUUCUGUUGUUGUUUGGUUGGGCAUCCGAAGUGCAUUUAUACACAUACAUACCUACACGCUGUGGAGCAGAGAGCGUGCACGCUCUUGUUAUACGAAACUGUGCGUGUGGAAGGCAACCGCUGCAGUUGCUGUCGAAGAAAGGUAUUGGCCGUUCUUCUCCCUCAGUUUCUACUUCGUUUUAUAGCUUUGCUUUUCAUCCUUUGUGUCUCGCUAAAAUACCACCAAUCCAUCACAGCCACAGCUUCCCGGUCCGAUAAAGAUUAUUACUCCUCCCUUUUACUGUCAUUUUUUCUACUGAAUUUGUAUCCUCUUUUUUACUCUUUUAUUUGCGUUCUGCGUCUCUCUCUCUUGCUUGUGUUGCUUCUGCCGUACCCUUUCACGCCACAAAAUUCGAUUUCUGCUGUUUUGACUAGCUCUGCUUUUCUUUUGUCUUUUGAAGCUCUCUUUCUCUCUUGUCGUGUGCGAUUUUAUCACUCCCAAGUACCCAGCAUUUUUUCUGCCUUUCUUUUUCGUUUCAGGUGGCAUUGCGCUGUCGUCACCGUGUUUGACUGCGCCAACGUUGUUCCCAACGCCUUCAAAGCCUACUCGCUUUAUCUCUCGUCUUUUUCUUUGUGUUGUUGCUGGUGUGGAUCCCGCGCACCACCCCUAUUCUCGUUUCUUUUCGGCGCGUCACUUUAGGGUCCCACGGUGAUCUUUUUCUCGUGGAACGGAAGCGUGCGAGAACCGGCUCGUCUCACGUGCACCACCACGCACGCUCCGCGCAGGCGAGGCACGGCGAGAGAAAGGUGGAAACCAAUAAUCCCUGGUGCUUUAUUCAUUGAGAGCUCGUUUUCGGUGUCCCAUACGUUUUGAUAUUCGGUUAUAUUGUCUCGAGACAAAAAAAAAACCACGAACGAAAGAUGAGCGAUAUUACCGUGCAGCUCAUCUUCGCCUUCGUCGGCACACGGGUGCCGUACCACCUGUGCGAGCCGGUCACGGCCGCCGCGGCGGUGACCGGCUCGCCCCUGCGCUCCCCCUUUGGGAACGCCACAACAUCCUCCACGUCCUUCAACGCCACCGCACAGUCGUCGCUGCGGGUGCAGUCCGUCAACUCCUCACCCAACUUAGUCCCGUCCGCCCCAAGGACUCACUUCACCGCACAGCAACUGUUGACGCGCCUCGCCGCGAUUGCAAAGCCGCUGCCACACGCCACGCCGCAGCCAGCGGCAGACGACGCGUCCGCCCAGCCUUCAUGUGAAGAGUCCAUCACUCCACCAUCUUCGGCGGUCACGCACAAGGCCCCCUUGCUGGAGCUCUUCGACUACACAACAAUGUCCCCGCUCGAUGGCGCUGCCGUGUUGCUGGACGAAGAUGUACUGCUUGUGUUGUGUGACGCGGACACCUCUGUGGUGCUCGUGGAGGCGCUGCAGCUGGAGUGGCUCGAGGCCUACUCGGGGACGCACCGACCACACCAGUUGACCCGGCCGCUGACGCCUUUCACACCAACCAGCGCAACGGAGAUGGCGGUGUGCACGACGGAGGAGAGACUGCGCAACGUGGCGCACGCUCGCCUGGCACUGUGCAAGCCAUUACCGCUACACAGGCAACUGCUAGAGAGAGAGUUCGCUGAGUGCAUGACGGCGCUGGCAAACCAGAGGAAACACCUUCAGCAGCUAAAGUCGUCCUCUGACAGCUUUCCUUCGUUGAACACAACGACAGUUGCUGCAGCUGGAGGAGCAGUGGAGAGCACUGUGCUCAGCGCCUCCACGUCGGGCAUGGCGGAGCGAUUUCCACUGCUCACGGAGCUGGAGCCGUCAUUGACCUCGCUGCUCGCGUCGGACGGCGACGGUGCACACGGCGUCAGCAUCGAUAACUCACCGCUCAUGUGCGAUACCCAGCUUGCCGCCAAGGAAACACUUCUGAUCCGCAUUGCCAAACAACUCACCAAGCUGCUUCAGCUCGUAGCGGAGGAGGAAGACCACGAAAACAGCUUCGCCGCCGGCGAGCACACUCAGGCGCUUCAAGCGUUUUUGGCAAGCGCGGAGCAGGACAGGGACACCGCCGAGGCCAUUGUGAAGACGUACCAGGCAGAGAUGACGCGGCAGCUGAAGUGUGUGCGGUUUCUCGUGGCACACGUGACGCACCUCCGCAACAUCGUGAAAAACACCCGGCGAGAAAUUGGCGCGAUCGAAUUGGUGUUAAAUCGCCUCUCGAUGAUCCUCGAACGGCCUCGGCUAUUGGAGCAGGCCGAAGCGUUGCUGCGCCGCCGUGUCAUUCUACGCCGCGCCGCACGACGCCAGCUGCUCCUUCUCCAAGAGACCGAGUACGGUGACCUGCAACGCGACUUAAACGAGUUCUCUCAUCUUCGUGAGGUGCAGAAGGUCCUGCCGCCCAAGGUGCGCUGGUACUUGCGUGCCCCCCUGCCGAGCCUACAUCCCGUCGAGGACGUGGUGGCGACGCUGCUCGAUCACGCCCUCAUCGACCGCGACGUCGACGAGGCGCAGGAGUUGGUCGAGCGCACACGUUUUGCUCCCCCGCUCGCACCGUCGUCGACGAACGCGGGGCAGACGCCACAGCAGAUCAACGAUGCACUGCUGCCAGUGGAGCGGUUGCUGCGACGCGCGGAAAAGGCGGAGGCGGAGGCAGCCGCGUAUAAGACUCGCGUCGCAGAGCUGGAACUGAGAGUGAAGGAGUACGAGUCUGUCAAGGACGCCUCGUCCAAGUCCAUGGACACCGCCGAGACGGAAGCGCUUCCCGACGACGCGGCGGAAGAGGCGGCUUCAAAGUGAAAAGGACCAUGGGCAACACUUUGGAGCUGAAAUCUUCUUCGCAGCUGUUGCUUCGAUGGACACGACUUGACAGACAGACACACACGCACACACACACACAACUUGCACACAAUCGAUUUGCCGGCGCAGCUCUUUUUCCUCGUUUCUCACCUUUAUUGAUAUUCAUCACAUUCAGUUGUUUUUUGUACGCUUAAAACGCUUCUUUUUUCUCUUUCAGUUUCUCUUUCUUCUGUUCCACCUUGUGCUUGUUGUGGGCUACAGGCCCCAAACCUUCUUGCGCCACGUCAAAUGUGUGCUUUGUGUUGACCUUUCAGCGCAAAAAAUGCAUAUAUACU
Messenger RNA from Leptomonas pyrrhocoris, 3425 nucleotides. RefSeq lists its product as hypothetical. The transcript has a single exon. The coding region runs from base 1222 to 3090 and encodes 622 amino acids. NCBI's taxonomy places the organism in Eukaryota, Euglenozoa, Kinetoplastea, Trypanosomatida, Trypanosomatidae. The record is from RefSeq and is a predicted model, not a curated record.